CCAGCGCCACAAUCCCGAGACAGUGCUGUGGACUUGAGCGCACACAAAUUUGACUCCGAUUUACCUUCAACUCUAUUUGUACACGUAUUAGACACAGGGAUAUUGAUAAAUAAUCACUUAUUCAUUUUCGGAAUUGAUGGAAGCUAAUAGACAUGUGCUGUAUAAUUGUAAAAGUUUGUCAUCUUAAAACUUUCCAGAAAAGACGACCCGUUUCUGCCCAGUGUACGAGACUUUGACUUAAUUUAUAGCCGCAUUAUAACUGUAGAUAGUCAGAUAAACAAAUAAGAAUACCUUAAUUCAUUAUUUUAUUUUAGAAAUAGCAACAAAUGAAUAAAAUGUGGCUAUAUUUGGUCAUUUCGACCUGCCUCUUCGCGGACACUCUUUCUCACUCAUUUAAGACGGAGGAGAUUAUACCUGUGCGGUUGACGGGACGACCCGGUGGACGAGUGGCAAAGAGGAGCGAAGAACAGCCGAGCUUCAGGCUCACGGCUUUCGGCAAGAAUUUCACGCUUAAUUUGACACCGGACAGCACGUUUAUAUCUCCAACACUCAAGGUUUAUCGUAUCAAAGCCAAACACUUCGCUACAGAGUCCUCGAAUCAGACCGAAGAAGAGGAUGGGGCGGAAUUACUGAAAGGCUGUUUUUACACCGGGGCUGUUGACUCCAAAGAGGACUCUAUCGUCUCUGUCAGCUUAUGUCGUGGGAUUUUAGGGUCAUUUAUUACAGAUGGUAAAGAAUAUAUGAUCGAACCGAAACUUUUCAGCUCGGAGAAACACGGAACAUUCACCGAACAGUUGCAUAUCAUUAAAAGAAGACAUUUUACAAAGUCCCGCCGGGUCUCCGAACCGCCGUCUGAUCUCAGAGAAGAUGCAAAUGAUCACGAUUUGAUGAGGCAGAUGUCUCCCAGGCGUAGACGGUUUGUCUCGACAUCCAGGUUUAUUGAGACUUUAGUGGUCGCUGACGCUUCCCUGACACAUUUUUAUGGAGAUGAGAUCAAGCACUACAUUCUGACCUUGAUGUCAGUGGCUGCUCAGAUUUACAAACACCCCAGCAUUAAGAACUCCAUCAGCAUAGUGCUUGUGAAGAUGCUGAUCGUGGAGAAUGAGGAGGUUGGACCAUCCAUCUCCAGCAAUGGAGGUGUUGCGCUGCGCAACUUCUGUGCCUGGCAGCAGCUCUUCAACCCACUCAACCACAGGCAUCCUGAGCACUAUGAUACUGCAAUCCUUUUUACUAGAGAGGACCUCUGUGGACAUCAGAGCUGUGACACGUUGGGUGUAGCUGAUGUUGGGACCAUGUGUGAUACUAAAAGGAGCUGUUCUGUUAUUGAAGACAAUGGUCUUCAGGCUGCUUUCACAACCGCCCAUGAACUAGGCCAUGUUCUGAGUAUGCCCCAUGAUGACACUAAGAACUGUGAGCAGCUUUUUGGACAUCUAGGAGAGGACCAUAUCAUGGCCCCUGUAUUCAAUCAGUUCAACAAGACUUCUCCUUGGUCUCCAUGCAGUGCUUUAUAUGUCACAGAGUUUUUCAACAAUGGACAUGGAGACUGCUUACUGGACACCCCUGAGAAGAUUGUGGCCUUGCCCACUGAGCUGCCAGGCAUAACUUAUAGCCUGGACCGCCAGUGCCAACAGAUAUUUGGAGAGGAGUAUUCACAUUGUCCCAACACUACAGCCAGUGAAGUGUGCAGACAGCUUUGGUGCCAGGAGGAAGGCCAGUCCAUGUGUACAACUAGGAAUGGGAGUCUGCCUUGGGCAGAUGGCACAAGCUGUGCUCCUAACAUGGCCUGUCUGGACGGUGUAUGCAUGUCCUCUGAAGAAGUAAUUAAACCUAAGUUGGCUGUGGAUGGAGGCUGGGGAGAGUGGGGACCAUGGCAACCGUGUUCCAGAUCAUGCGGAGGGGGAGUGAUGUUCUCCUACAGAGAGUGCACUCAGCCAUCACCUCAGAAUGGUGGAAAAUACUGUCUGGGCCAGAGAGUGAAGUACCAGUCCUGCAACAAACAUGCCUGUGAGAACAACCAAGGAAAAACAUUUAGAGAGGAACAAUGUGAGAAGCACAACAAUCCCAAUCACUUUGAUGUUCAUGGAAACAUGAAGCAAUGGAUACCAAAAUAUGCUGGAGUAUCAAUGCGGGACAGGUGUAAACUCUUUUGCAGAGCAAGAGGCAGCAGUGAAUUCAGAGUUUUUGAAGCUAAAGUAAUUGAUGGAACCCCAUGUGGACCAGAUACCACAUCAUUCUGUGUGCAAGGCCAGUGUAUCAAAGCUGGUUGUGACCUGGAGAUCGAUUCAAGUAAAAAGUUGGACAAAUGUGGCUUGUGUGGAGGGAAUGGCUUGAGCUGCAGGAUGAUAUCAGGCUCAUUCAACAAAGUCGUCCAAGGAUAUAGGGAUAUUGUGACGAUUCCAAGUGGAGCCACCAAUAUUAACAUCAAACAGCAGAGUCAUGGAAGUAUACCACAUGAUGGGCAUUACUUGGCUGUCCAAAGAGAAAAUGGUGACUAUAUCUUAAAUGGCAACUUUUCAGUAUCCACAGUGGAGCAGUAUAUUCCAGUGCAUGGGGCUGUGCUUAAGUACAGUGGCUCGUCCACCACACUAGAGCGAAUCCAGAGCUUUCGCCAUCUCCAAGAACCAAUCACCAUACAGCUGCUUUCCACUGCUGGAGAAACCCUCCCACCAAAGGUCAAAUACACAUUCUACAUCCCCAAAACCAUGUCAUUCAGCAAACCCAAAGACAAAAUGAUUUAUGGUAAAUUGAUUCAUCCGUUUGGGGUGCCAGGGUGGGUCACUGGAGAGUGGUCUGAAUGCUCAAAAACCUGUGGAUCAGGAUGGUCCAGAAGAAACGUUGAAUGCAAAGAUAAUGCUGGCUUUUAUUCAAACCACUGCAAUAAAGAUCUCAGACCUUCUGAUAUCAGGGCCUGUGCAGACCUGCCAUGUCCCAUAUGGCAAUCAGGACAUUGGUCUUCAUGCUCACAAACUUGUGGCCAUGGGGAACGCCACCGCAGGAUUUUCUGCAUUGAUUAUUCUGGGAAGGCUGUGAAACCAGAAAAUUGCGAUCCUGCAAAAAAGCCAGAACCAUUACCUGAAAAGUGUUUCUACCAAGAGUGUUGAAGAACAUCAUGUGUAUACUUUCAGGGAGAAUUUACAGAUUAUUCAGAUAAUUUUGACAAUGCUUCAGGUUGGAGUAGGAUAAUAUUCACAGUAGCUUCAAAAGGAAAAAAUGGUUGAGCUGUACUGAGAGAAAUUGGUCAUGAAUUAUUUAUGAACUGAUCACUUUUUUUCCUAAACGUGUGUAUUUAUAACCACUAUUGAAGGUUUUCCAAUGGAGAUCUACCUCAGCAAGAAAUAUUUUAUUGCCAUUUCCCUAGUUUCCUGUCUCCUACUAAUCAUGUUUUUUUUAAUUAUUUUCUGAAUGUGCAGCUUCAUUCCAAAUAAUUUAUUUCUACUAUGUUUAAUAAUUAAUGUUUACGGUCAAUUCACAAUACUCAUAUUAGCUAAAUCGUUAACAUUCCUCUCUGGUGGAUGAGGACAGAAUUUGUUUAGUUUCAAAUGCCUAGAUUUGAAGAAGAUUUGUGCAUUUAAAUGUACAGACAAAUAAUGUAAUGUAAUGACCAUCUAAAAAAAACAAAAGGAAUUAAUUUCAACCUGGAUUAGCAAAAUUGCAGAACUUCUGCAUCUUAUUAAGAGCUAUCACUCAUAAAAUAAAAAUAAAUAAAAAAAACAACAAAAAAAACCCCAGAGAAAUCAGAGAAAUUAAUAUUGAGAAACUAGGAAACUUUCGAGGUGCUACUUGCUUCUUUAAUGUAGUUAUUUAUGAUUGGGCCAGUAAUUUUGUAGCGCAUGACACAGCAGUGGUGCAUAUUAAAUAGCUUCUUGUUCUGUUUUUAGAUUCACAACUCAAUGGUUUUCAACCUGUGAGUAAGCUACUUGGCAUUGGGAUGAAUUGCACCCAGCAACGACAGGUACCUUAUUCACAGGUUGAAAACCAUUGAGUUGACUCUUUGAGUCUUUUGAAUCAAUUAAAAAACUAGAUUAGUUCAGUCACCAUUACAGCAGAGUACAUUUUUCACCAGUGUAUAGUGACAAAUUAUCGUCUUAUGUGUUAUGAACAGUGAAGCAUUGAAUCAUUGACUUCCGUUCAAAAACUUUUAGAGAAGAUUCGUUCAAAAACACACUCAUUAAAAAAACAAAACAAUUGAAGUGUUUUAGGCAUACACCUAAGUAAAGUAAGAAAAGAGCAAGACUGGAAAAAACAAAGAAUGUAUAAUUAACAGUAGGUUAGAUAAAACUCGUUUUCAUGUGCAUUGUGCUAAAAACAUACACAGUGUGCUAUGUGUCCCGAGGUGCUUGCAAAUAUCUGUCAAAUUAAUUAUACACUUAAAAACAGAGCUCAAAGAUAAGCAGGUUUUUAUUUAUCCGACUGCUGUAAAAAAGUUGACAAACCAAAAACGAACAAUGACCAGCCAAAGCACAUUGCAAAGCCACAUUUUCCAUACCUGCAUCCAAAGCAAGGACCACUCAUGUUAGUUUAUAGACAGUGGAGGAUGUUUUACAACUGUGUCGUACUGACCCACGUACUUGUUCACCUUGGCUUGCUUUUUUCAGGCACUUAUUUUUCUCACAACCUUUACAUUUAUGCAUUUGGCAGACGCUUUUAUCCAAAGCGACUUACAGAGCAGUUAUUACAGGGACAAUCCCCCUGGAGCAACCUGGAGUUAAGUGCCUUGCUCAAGGACACAAUGAUGGUGGCUGUGGGGAUCGAACUGACAACCUUCUGCUUAACAGUUUAGUGCUUUAGCCCACUACGCCACCACCACUCCCAAACAUCAAGAAUAUGUAAUAAAGCAUUGUCAUAUAAAUAGAUUAAACCUUUCUUUUUUAAUACACAUUGAAAUCUGUGUAAGAGGUAAACAGUGGUUGAGUCUGCUAAUUUACAAAACAUUGAUAAGUUAAAUUCCUGUAGGUGUUUUACAUAAGGACCUUAUAUGUCAGGAAUGUUUAAGUUGUUUGUGCCCAUUCAGAGGGUUUUAUGCAAUGUGCUAGUUACUAUGGCUGUUCUUUAUAAACACUGUUUACUUCAAAUAUGCACAAAGCAAAUAGAUGUGGAAUGCUCUAAAAAUGAAAUCAAGGAAUUUCUCUGUAAACAAUCAACUGAGACCUUGCAGGGUUUUCCUGCUCUUUUCUCUGCUUCAUAGAUGUAGCUUGUCUAAUAAUGUUAGAGCUGAUUUGUCUGCUGAGGUUUUGAUAUAGCAGUGUAAAUGUAAUUAUGUUAUUGAGCAAAACCAGUACAGCGUGAAACCAGGUUGAUCGAUCGUCACAGAUAAUGCUUCAAAAAUGCUCCAGCAACUGUUACAAUUAUUGUAUAUGAAUAAUAAUAUGGUAUUGAUCAUUCCAGUUGUGUACAUUUCACAUAUUAGUCAUAUUACAAAUUCAGCUAAAUGUAUUAUCCCUUCAGUGAAGGACAGUGCAUAGUUACUAUAUAACAUCAUUGUAAAGCUAUUUAUUUUUGUAAAGUUUUUGUUGUCUAAAAUAGAAACAAACUAAACAAAGUUUUGAGAUGCUGCUUUCUUUUCAUUUUAUAAGUCAAUGAAAUGUCUGAAAAUAAAAAUUAACAAAUAU
This is a messenger RNA of Xyrauchen texanus (razorback sucker), 5609 nucleotides long. RefSeq names its product A disintegrin and metalloproteinase with thrombospondin motifs 8-like. Gene Ontology annotation, biological process: extracellular matrix organization; proteolysis. The coding region runs from base 327 to 3101 and encodes 924 amino acids. NCBI's taxonomy places the organism in Eukaryota, Metazoa, Chordata, Actinopteri, Cypriniformes, Catostomidae. The record is from RefSeq and is a predicted model, not a curated record. The transcript is spliced from 9 exons. Gene Ontology annotation, molecular function: metalloendopeptidase activity; zinc ion binding.